Molecule: messenger RNA, 2094 nt
Organism: Arabis nemorensis
Lineage: Eukaryota; Viridiplantae; Streptophyta; Magnoliopsida; Brassicales; Brassicaceae
Source: the annotation of a GenBank genome assembly
AUGGUCUCCAAGGACAAUUCCGCUUCUGCUGAAGCUGGUGGCGGAUGGACGCCGUCGGAUUUGGAGAACGAAGACGAAUUCGAGAUGCUUAGGAACAUUAAGAGGCAAUUAGCUUCAUCGUCGAUGGAUGUGGAUUUGUGCGGUAAUCAUCCUCCCAUGGGGUUAUCUGAUUCGGAGAACGAAGACGACUUCGAGAUGCUUCGGACCAUUAAGAGCCAAUUACCCUCGUGUUUAUCAGUACCCUCGGAUUCGGAGAAUGAGGACGAUUUCGAGAUGCUUCGUAGAAUUAAGAGCCAAUUGACAUUGGCGAUGGAAGAAGACGAAGAUGGUGCGUUUGAAACCCUUCGUAGGCCAUUCUCUGCUUAUAAAAAAAUUGAUCUGGAAGGAAAUUUCAUGAAUGGUUCGGAAAAGGAGGUAGAUGCCUCGGACAAGCGCGAAGUAUUGAGUAGAGUAGAAGCUGGCCAUUUACAUGAAAAUACUUCCAUUGAGCCUCCUGACCUUUUGGAAACAUCUUUUGCCUCAGCUGCGAGUUCAAGUUUCCCUGAAUCUGCACAAGCCUUUGUUGAUACAGUACGGAGGAACAGGUCAUAUCAGGUUUUUCUUCGAAGAAAAUUGGGCGAAAUUGAAGCAACAAUUAAGCAGAACGAGAAACACAAGAAGAAUGUUAUGAUUGUGAAAGAUUUUCAAGCUUCUUGCAAGAGGAUAACUAAGCAGGCACUAUCUCAGAGUAAAGAUCCUCGUAUCGAAUUAAUCUCAGCACGAGAAUCUGGGCCUCCUGAUAGCUCUAAGGAUAAUGGUAAAAAGACAUCUCCUUUGACAUUGGGUCCACCGGAAAAUCAUUGUGUUGCAGAUUAUAGGAUGGCACAAGAGCAAUAUUCAGUUUCAUUAGUUCGCACAAAGUGGUCUACUAAGGAGAACGAAAAUCUUGCAAAAGGUCUCAAACAGCAAUUUCAAGAAACACUCAUUCUUGAAGCUACUGAACGUUACAGUGACUUGGAAGGAUCUACAGAUGAUAUAAACACCAUUCUUGAAUCGGUAAGAAAUCUUGAGAUCACACCAGAAAUGAUUCGGCAGUUUCUUCCGAAAGUUAAUUGGGAUCAAUUGGAUAUCAAGAACCGUUCUGCUGCAGAAUGUAAAUCCCGCUGGAUGAGCUCAGAAGAUCCAUUGAUCAACCACGCUUCGUACUGGACUGCAGCAGAGGACGAUCACAUACGCUUAAUUAACAAAAACAAGAGUUUUACAGACUGGCUUGACGUCGCAGUAUCACUAGGGACAAAUAGGACCCCAUUCCAAUGUUUGGCUCGAUAUCAGAGAAGCUUGAAUAAAAACAUAUUGAAUAGCAAGUGGACUGCAGAGGAAGAUGACCAACUCCGUGAUGCAGUAAACUUGUUUGGCGAGAACGACUGGCAAUCUGUUGCGAGUGUACUAAAAGGAAGAAUUGGAUCUCAGUGCUCCAAUAGAUGGAAGAAGUCGCUUCACCCUACCAUAGAAAUGAAAGGGAGUUGGAGUUCAGAGGAAGAAGAACGUUUGAAGAUAGCUUUUACACUCAUUGGACCUAAAAAGGUGGGUGUUCAGUGCUCAACGAAAUGGGAAACGUUGGAUCCCAAUGUAAAACGUGGGAAAUGGACCGAGGAAGAGGUUGCAAAGUUGAGUGAAGCAGUCAAAGAACACGGAAGUAAGUGGGCCGAAGUCGCUUCACAUAUGUCUGGUCGUAGUCGCAUUCAGUGCUCGAGGAAAUGGAAGGGCUUAAAUCCUCACCUAGUGGCUCUUAAAAGAGAAGCUAGUAGGUUACAAAGAGAAGCUACCGUAUGUAAUUUUGUUGAUCGGGAAUCAGAGCGUCCUGAUCUUGUCGCAGGCGAUUUUUUGCCACUAGCUGAGAUAUCUCUUGAGCCAGAACCCGCCCUGAAGAAGAAACGCAAAGCAAGACAAGAGAAUGAGACUGAAGACAAUGUAAAGGAGAAGAAACAAAGACGAAAUCGAACUAGUGUUGCGGGAACAUCACAUAACAGCUCUGUGACCACCAACUGCCCUCGAGUCAAUAGGAGGAAGGUUUCUGCACUAGUUCCUGUCGAGAAACAAGAUGCUCCAAAUUAG